Molecule: messenger RNA, 609 nt
Organism: Epinephelus lanceolatus (giant grouper)
Lineage: Eukaryota; Metazoa; Chordata; Actinopteri; Perciformes; Serranidae
Product: cysteine-rich protein 1
Biological process (GO): regulation of gene expression; intrinsic apoptotic signaling pathway in response to DNA damage
Molecular function (GO): zinc ion binding
Source: RefSeq, a predicted model, not a curated record
UCACACACAUAUGCUCACAUAUGCUCUCGCGGCAUAUAUUUUCUCACAACGCCAGCUCAAAGUGCAACCACACUGUACGUUAAAUAAUUAUAUACCAUCAUGGUAGGCUACUGUCCAAUCUGUGGGAAGCCCGUCUACUUUGGUGAGAAGAAGAGGUCCUUAGGGAGGGACUACCACCCUCUUUGUCUCAAGUGCCAAAAGUGCAACAGACAACUCACAGCUGGACAACAUGCUGAGUAUGAUGAGAAGCCAUACUGCUCACACUGCUACCUGAAGAUGUUUGGGCCAAGAGGUAACAGGUGACUGGUGUCGCCAUGGCACAGUGCAGCUCCUUCACAGAAGACACCAGACUGAGCCAACAUGGACCAGCGCUGACAUACAAAAGACACACAGGGCCUGUUUACUAGCCGAAAAAUUAGUAAAUUUAUAAAUAAAUAUAGAUGAUACAGAGAUAUUUAACAGUCCAUCCACGUCAUUUACACUUCCACAAAAUGAAUUAUUUGUAAAUGUGUGAUGACCACUUGAUGCCACGUGUGUGAUUGUUCACUUUUAUAAUGUAAUUGAAUUUUGUAUAUUGUAAGUCAGUAUUAAUAAAUGCAUUUUUUUAAA